This is a messenger RNA of Penicillium digitatum Pd1, 1269 nucleotides long. Its product is annotated as integral membrane protein pth11. Lineage: Eukaryota; Fungi; Ascomycota; Eurotiomycetes; Eurotiales; Aspergillaceae. The record is from RefSeq and is a predicted model, not a curated record.
AUGUCCGAUAAUGCCACUCCUUUGAAAUUUGCAAUGACUAUCCCCGAAGACAUCCUUGCUGCAGAUGCAGCAGGGAGAAUCCCCAGCGGGGUUUCACUCGAAUACUUAGCAGAGUCCCGCGAUAAGUCCGCCAUUGUGGGAAUCAUUUUCUUGAUCUGUUUUACGGGCCUUUUGAUGAUUGUACGUCUAUAUGCUCGGGCAUUUAUUGUGAAGAAGAUUGGUUUGGACGAUGCAUUGGCCGUCUUGACAAUGAUGCUGUACAUUGCCUUUGUCGUCCUCUCCAUCAUCCUGAUCAAAUUAGGAAGUGGCCGCCACAUGGAAUACAUUCAGUAUGUGCUAUCACUUCCCACAGUCCGCAUUACCGAAAUCCUCGACUUCGCUGCCCACGUUCUUUACACAACAACUCUAUUCCUAUGUCGGCUCUCCGGUCUAGCCUUCUACUAUCGGCUCUCGGCCCGCUCAACAAAACUCCACAUGAGCAUCAUCAUCGCCGCGCCGCUCCUUUUCGCCGCCUACCUACCCCAGAUCUUUCUUUUAAUCUUCCACUGCAAACCGGUCACAGGGCUGUGGCCCUACGAGUGGCAACCGGAGCCAAAGACCUACACAUGUCUCUCAUGGGGACUCGUGUACUCGGUGAACUCGGGUCUAUCUCUCGCCUGUGACCUGAUGAUGUUCGUGAUCCCCGCAGCACUCAUCAGAGGACUGCACGUCUCCCGAGAAAAAAAAAUCAAGCUAUCAAUCGUGAUGUUCCCCGGUGUCCUCGUCAUCAUGAUCUCCGCCGUCCGCAUCUGGCUCGUAGCAGAGGGCCAAUGGGACCCUGACGGCAGCUGGGCCUAUAACCCAAUGAUGUGCGUUGAGAACGCCGAGAUCGCCGGGACUCUAAUCGCUCUCUCGGUGCCAGCGCUGAAACCAGUCUUCGGGGGCCUGUUCACACGCAUAAAUGAGUACACGUCCAGUCGCACCCGCUCGCACUCGACCAAAAUAACCAGUCUCAGCCAUUCUAAGACUACUGGCACUGGUGCGAGCUCCAGCAAGCGGGAUAGCAAGCGUCUCAUUAGUUGGUCAAAGAUUGGGAAGGACGACUAUGAGAUGAUGCCUUCUGAUGCCUCUCUUUCGAGGGAUGUUACAAGCGGGUCCAGGAGGAGUAAUCGCAAUGAGGAGGAGAGGAAUGGUACUAGUAGUCCAGGGAUCCGGGUUACGAAUGAGGUUAUCAUUCAAGAUGAUGGGAGUGAUGUGAGGAUUGUAGUGCCCGGGUCUAGGGACAGCUAG